Triticum turgidum subsp. durum (durum wheat) is the source of this 2685-nucleotide messenger RNA. The record is from the annotation of a GenBank genome assembly. Lineage: Eukaryota; Viridiplantae; Streptophyta; Magnoliopsida; Poales; Poaceae.
AUGGUUUUAUGGCAAUACUGCCUGGUAUUAUGCCUAGAGAUACCUCCAAACGAGUGUGCAGUUACCCACUCCAAGUGGCAGCCCAAGUGGAUGCGUAGUACUGAUGUCCUAGUCACCAAUCUUGACUUCCCUGGUCAGUCCACUGAUCAUGCCAAUCUGCUUGUUCACACUAUUGGCCCUCUUCCAUUCUAUGUAUACAUCGGCUUCUUCCUCCGAAUAUCAAAGCAGAGCACACAAACUCUUCUCCAUGUCUCCCCUCUACAUACUACCGAUCGGGCUUCUCCUCUUGCACGUUCCUCAUUGGUGCUCCUCUGCAGCUGCAAGCGAUACCCUCACGGCGGGCCAGUCGCUCGCCGUCGGCGGCAGCAAGCUCGUCUCGGGGAAUGGCAAGUUCGCACUCGGCUUCUUCCAGCCAGCAGCAGGCACCAUCAGGAUCAGCCCAUCACCGGCCCCAGCCUCAACCGAACACAGCUCCAGAUAUCAAGCGAUGGCAAUCUUGUCAUUGUACACAAUGAUUCCGUAGUUUGGUCCACUCACAUUGUCAAUAAUAGGACACGAGCCAGCAGCAUAAACACCACAGCUACUGCUGCCGUUGUCUUGAACAGUGGAAAUCUCGCCCUUACAGUUACAGAGAGCCCAUCAUCAUCAUCGGACCUACCGUUGUGGCAGAGCUUCGAUCACCCAACAGAUAUUGUGCUUCCUGGUGCCAAGGUUGGCCGAAACAAGAUCACUAGUUUGAAUCGUAAGGGCGUCUCAAAGAAGAGCCUCAUUGAUCCGGGUCUCGGCUCAUACAGCGUUGAACUAGACACCAGCGGGCAGGUCGUCCUCAAGCGCCUAAACCCCUCAGUGGUGUAUUGGCAUUGGGCAUCCUCCAAAACAUCAUCAUUGAAGCUUAUACCAAUACUCAAGUCCAUUCUGGAUAUGGAUCCACGGACCAAAGGUUUGAUUAACCCAGCAUAUGUUGAUAACGACCAAGAGGAGUACUACAUGUACACCUCACCAGAUGAAUCAUCUUCCACAUUUGUCUCACUUGACAUCUCUGGUCAGAUAAAGCUGAAUGUUUGGUCGGAAGCCAGCCAGUCUUGGCAAACCAUAUAUUCCCAGCCCGCCGAUGCCUGCACUCCGGCCGCUACCUGUGGAGCUUUCACAGUAUGCAACGGCACUGCACAACCAUUCUGUGACUGUAUGGGGAGCUUCUCACAGAAGUCACUGCGGGAUUGGAUGUUUAAUGAUCGAACAGGAGGGUGCAUCAGAAAUACACCGUUACACUGCAACACUAGCAGUAACAACAAAAACAUGACAAGUUCAACAGAUAUAUUCAACCCCAUUGCUCAUGUUACGUUACCCUACAACCCACAAAGCAUAGACGUUGUUACCACACAGAGCAAAUGUGAAGAAGCUUGUCUCAGUUCCUGCUCCUGCACUGCUUAUUCCUAUAGCAACAGCAGAUGCUCUGUCUGGCAUGGGGAAUUGCUUAGUGUAAAUCGGAAUGAUGGCAUUGAUAAUACUUCUGAAGAUGUUCUAUACCUCCGCCUUGCCGCCAAAGAUUUGCCGCCAAGUUUGAUGAAGAACAAAAGAAAACCAAACGUUGGAGCUGUUACCGCUGCAAGCAUUAUUGGUUUUGGGUUAAUAAUGCUCAUGGUGUUGUUACUGAUUUGGAGGAACAGAUUCAAGUGGUGUGGUUUGCCUUUGUACAGCAAUGAAGGUAGUUCUGCUGGCAUCAUAGCCUUCAGAUACACUGACUUAGUUCGUGCUACUAAAAACUUCUCAGAAAAGCUGGGAGGAGGUGGUUUUGGUUCUGUAUACAAGGGAGUAUUAAGUGACUCGAAGACUACCGUAGCAGUGAAAAGGCUUGAUGGUGCCAAUCAAGGGGAGAAGCAAUUCAGAGCUGAGGUGAGCUCAAUUGGACUGAUCCAACAUAUCAACCUAGUCAAAUUGAUUGGUUUCUGCUGCGAAGGUCAUCACAGAUUACUUGUGUACGAGCACAUAUUCAAUGGGUCUCUUGAUAGUCAUCUAUUUAAGAAGAGCAAUAAUGCUGAUGCUGCUGUCCUAAACUGGAACACCAGGUAUCAGAUAACCCUAGGAGUUGCCAGAGGGUUGUCCUACUUGCAUCAGAGUUGCCGUGAAUGCAUCAUACACUGUGAUGUUAAGCCAGAAAACAUACUUGUGGACGCAUCCUUUGCUCCCAAAGUUGCAGACUUUGGAUUGGCAGCGUUUGUUGGAAGGGAUUUUAGCCGAAUUCUGACCACAUUCAGAGGAACCAAAGGUUAUCUUGCUCCAGAGUGGCUUACCGGAGUUGCUAUUACACCAAAAAUCGAUGUUUACGGCUUCGGCAUGGUACUGAUGGAGAUCAUAUCCGGAAGCAGGAAUUCACCUGAAACACACAACACUAGCAGCAGCACCAGUUACCACGCUGAAUAUUUCCCUGUGCAAGCCAUCAACAAGCUUCAUGGGGGAGAUGUGAAGAGUUUGGUGGAUCCACGAUUGCAUGGUGACUUCAAUUUGGAAGAGGCUGAAAGGGUUUGCAAAGUUGCAUGUUGGUGCAUUCAAGAUAAUGAGUUUGAUCGGCCGACGAUGGGUGAAGUGGUCCGGGUUCUCGAGGGUCUGCAGGAAAUUGAUGUGCCCCCGAUGCCAAGACUGCUUGCAGCUAUAACGGCGCAACCUGGUGCUGCAUAUUCAGUGUAA